AUGCAUCGUACCGGUGCGGAGCCGCCGGCGCUGCCUGAGCAACUGGAUAACACGGAUCCUGAGUUGGCGGCCGUGAAGGCGCGCCUGAAGCAAGGCUACAAAAUCGAAGAGGUGACCGACCGGCCACCGGUUCCCAUGAGCUCGGCGUUGGCUACGGCCGCUGACACGGGCACCCCGUAUGGAAACUUCGUGCUGUCGGCCUCCUUGCAGAGUUUCUGGAGCCUGUACGGGAAGAAGGCGACCGAGGAACAACGCGGCGCAUCGCUUCACGGCGGCAUGACGGCCUGUCUGGUUUCCGUGGUGGCUUCUAUCCUGACGCUGGCUGUAGCCACGGUCCUCCUACUGCGCUACCUGUCGCCCAAGAAAGACGAGCUGCUCAUCCACGGCCCGUUUGGCACCGUGCUUGGCUCGGUAAUGAGCUGCAAGGGGCGCCUAGCAUAUGCCUUCCGUGGAGUGCCCUUCGCCCAGCCGCCAGUCGGUGACCUACGCUUCCGGGAUUCCGUCGCAACAGCCGAAAUCGGCGCCAGUUCGCUUUACGACGGCACUCGGUCACCAGCCACUUGCCUCCAGAUCGACAAGGCGAUCAAGGCUCGCACCAGUGCUGAAAAGGAAAAGCUCGGUUCGGAGGAACGUGAGGACUGCCUCACCCUGAGCAUCUGGAAGCCACCAGGCGGCUGCGAAUCUGGCCCGCGAGCGGUGCUCUUCGUGGUGCAUGGCCACUUCUUUCAAAUGUCGCACGCCGAGAACGAAGGCCGCUGCCUGGCCGCGCUCGGAGACGUCGUGGUCGUGGUGCCGCACUACCGGCUCGGAGCCAUGGGCUUCCUCAACGCGCCGCCCGAAGCACCGGGAAACAUGGGCCUCACGGACCUCGUCUUAGCGCUGAACUGGACUAGGAUAUACGCGCCUUAUUUCUGUGGCGAUGCCGAAAACAUAGUCGCUUUGGGACAUAACGCCGGGGCGUCUGCAGUUGGCUACCUGUUGCACAACCGGGAAGUCUUUAGCGUCAGCAGGGCUAUUCUCAUCAACGAAACACCAUUUACAAGGUACUUCGAUAACACCAUCAACGCCAAGGCUAAUCUGGCGACAUUGAGUGAACGACUAGGCUGCGACUCCAACGAAACGCGUUCGGUUUUUGACUGCGUGCGGAACGCCAGUGCCGCGAAAGUCGUGCGAAGCGGCUGGGGUGCAAGGCCGAUCUUCUUCCCAUCCUACAAUCAUCGCCUGAUGCAUUUUGCACCCUACGACCGCACGGAGAUGACCGUCCCUAACCGCAUCGACCUGCUCGUCGGCCACACGAGAGGCAACAUCUUCAAUCUCGCAGACACGAUGAGACCCGAUUCUUCGACAGCCGAGCAACUGCAUUUUUCCGCGGCUUUCCUCACCCUUCUUGGCUUAGAAGCGCCGAUGGAGAUAAUUGACUACUACCAAAAGGCGGCACAGACGGGGUUGUUAGGCCCAGGCGUUGACCAGGACGAAGCAGACGCCACAAUGCUGAAUGACGUGCUGCACGCAUGUCCCGCGCGCUUCUACGGCCAGUUCCUGUCCCAGAAAUUCAAUCGCGUCAGCAGCUUCGUGCUCCCUCGUCACGAACGAUCGGCCAAGACUUCGGCAACGGGCACGCACGUCGAGCGAUGGCUGGAACUCGAAGAAGACUUGCAGCGUGCCUUGGGAACCUUCCUUCCCGACCACUCGUUCGACUCGGAUGGCAACGACAGGUUCAAACUCAGCGCCACCCUCAUCUACAUAUGGACAUCAUUCGCCGCCGCCGGUCGCCUUCCAGCUGUGAACAAUGCUUCGUGGCCUCGCGUCACCGGCUAUGCGUUUCCCGUGGUGGACAUCAGACCGAACGGACUGACGCUACUCAACGACAGCGGCAGAGAAGAACGCUGCAAGUUCCUCGAACACAGGCUGCUGCUCUAG
Rhipicephalus sanguineus (brown dog tick) is the source of this 1920-nucleotide messenger RNA. RefSeq names its product acetylcholinesterase-1. Gene Ontology annotation, molecular function: acetylcholinesterase activity. The record is from RefSeq and is a predicted model, not a curated record. Gene Ontology annotation, cellular component: plasma membrane. Lineage: Eukaryota; Metazoa; Arthropoda; Arachnida; Ixodida; Ixodidae. The transcript is spliced from 8 exons. Bases 1 to 1920 code for a protein of 639 amino acids. Gene Ontology annotation, biological process: choline metabolic process; acetylcholine catabolic process.